UCGGCUGACUCAAGAAGCCGCUCCUUAGAUACAAGUCUGCAGCCACCAUCACGCAUUAUUUACCGCAUAAGUAAACCUCGCAUUAUCCCGCUUUAUGUGCGAAUAUAACUGAAAUUAGCUCAUCAAAGUGGCGUGAGGAGACAGGUAGACUUGGGUGACGACUAAGACAGGUGUGGAGCAAGUCUAGGCACACCUGCCACUCCCCCCCACUCGUCUUAUAUCAUCUUAUCUCGCGUCUCCCGUUAUCUCUCUUCUGUAUAUCAACGGCAUCUCCUCAUUAUGACUGACGUUGAGCUAGGGGCCAACAUGGCACCUCACGAACUAAAGAACUUCUUGGGCUUUGAUUUUAGCACUCAACAGGUUAAAGCUAUUGUUGUUAAUGAGCGACUGGAGGUGCUGCAAGAGGCUUCCGUCCAGUUUGAUAAUGAUUUACCAGAGUACAGGACCCAUGGUGGGGUGCAUGUUCGUGGAGACGGUGUGACAGUGACCGCCCCCACUAUUAUGUGGGUGAAGGCCCUUGACAUGUUGAUGGACAAACUGAGAGUGGCUGGAGCGGAUUUUUCCACAAUCGCUGCCAUUUCUGGAACGGGACAGCAACAUGGUAGUGUGUAUUGGCGGAAUGGUGCUAGCAAGACUCUGUUGGAAGUCCAACCUGAUCGCUUCCUUCACGAACAGCUGGCAAUGGUCUUCACCAUUACAGAUUCACCAAUAUGGAUGGACUCGUCAACUACUGCUCAAUGUCAGGCUUUGGAGAAGGCAGUUGGAGGCUCACAGAAACUUGCCGACAUUACUGGGUCACGUGCAUACGAGAGGUUUACAGGGUCCCAGAUUGCCAAGGUUUACAAGAAUCGCAAAGAGGCCUACAAUAACACUGAAAGGAUUUCACUAGUGAGCAGUUUUGCUGCUUCCCUGUUUUUGGGUAGUUAUGCUUCAAUUGACUUUGCUGAUGGUUCAGGCAUGAAUUUACUCGAUAUCAACACGAAGACUUGGUCACAACCCUGUCUGGAUGCUUGUGCUCCAGGACUGGCAGAAAAAUUAGGGAAACCUGUUCCUGCUUCCGAGAAGCUAGGCACAAUAUCUUCAUAUUUUGUCGACCGGUACAGUUUCAAUCCUGACUGUGCUGUGAUAGCAUUCACUGGGGACAAUCCUUCCUCGCUAGCUGGUAUGUGUGUAGGUUCUGGGGAUGUGGCCGUCAGCCUGGGCACCAGCGAUACACUGUUUCUCUGGUUGGACUCGCCCACACCUCAGCUAGAAGGACAUGUGCUGGUCAACCCUGUGGACAGUGAGGCCUAUAUGGCUCUCCUCUGCUUCAAAAAUGGAUCUCUGACACGCGAAAAAAUUCGAGACGAGUGCGCCGACGGCUCUUGGGACCUCUUCAGCCAGUUGCUGGACAUGACUCCGCGGGGCAAUUUCGGAAAUAUUGGUAUAUAUUAUCACAUGCGUGAAAUCACACCUGAUCUUGAAGGCGUCUUCCGCUUCAAUAAGGCAGAUGAUGCCGUGUCACGUUUUACAAGUCAAGAAGUAGAGGUUCGAGCACUAGUUGAAGGCCAGCUGGUUGCCAAACGAGUGUAUGCAGAAAAGUUGGGAUUUAACAUAGGCAGCGGAACGCGAGUACUGGCCACUGGUGGAGCGUCAAAUAACAACAGCGUCUUACAAGUUUUGGCUGAUGUGUUCAACUCUCCCGUGUACACAAUGGAGGUUGCUAAUUCAGCAUGUCUGGGCUCCGCUUAUAGGGCGAAACACGGGAUGGUGGGUGGUACGUUCCAGGAAGUAAUUAAGAAACAAGACUUCAAACUGGCAUGCAAACCAAAUUCUGAUGCUGAUAAGGUAUAUACUCCUCUGGUAGAGCGUUUCCAGCAUUUAGAGUCGUCAGUGUUGGCUGGCAGGAAGUAGUGCGCAGAACUCGCAAAUAUCUGAGUACUGUGGAUCAUUUUGAUCAUCAUCUACUGAGGGCAAAUGUAAUCUUUCAUAGCCUGAAUGUUGUAGACAUUCAACCAUGGGUUGAAAUGCUUCAAAACUACCUGGACAAAAUCUACUUGUGAUUGAUAAAUUGCUUGAGAGAGCACAGCACAAUGGCCAACAAAAUGUGUGUGGUCAGGAUGCAUCUGCUAUAUGAAAUGAGAACACCAUACAAACAUUAAAAUCCUGAACUGAUAAAUUCACAUUAUAUGAAUAGAUGUGUUAAAGUAAAGAUAUAAUGUUCUGCUAUACAUUUCAGUUAUUAUGUAAAGUAUUAAUCUUUGUGGUCCAUAGCGAAAAGCAGCAUGAUGGAACCACAUUCCGUGUCUUAUUACACAUGACGCUUUUAAGUUAAGUAAAGCUUGUUUAUCUUGAAGUAUCCACGAGGGCAGCACAUGGUUCAAGUUACAUACUGAUAUAAUUCUUUACUUUUGUAAUUUAAUGCAUUACAAAUUUUAUUUUUUACUAAUACUGUACCUAUUACGACUUGACAAGGGUCCAGGAUGAGCCGAACCAUCAUUGCUUUCAUUUAAUUUCGCGCACGUGUGGGCUGGGUUACUGUUGUUCACGUACGUUAUGAUUUUUCUCUCUGUGCAUAUUUUAUACACAACACCGUGAAAGUUUAUAAACAGUGUGUCUGUACAGUAUAUGUAGUAAGGAAAGUCGAGUGAAAGAGGUAGUGGGAACACAUUCAAAAUACUGUAAUUAUAUGCAUAUUAAAAAUAUUUGCUUUCAGAAUGUUCCACACACUGACAUGUUUGAUGUACUGUGCCCAUAAUCAUAUUUUGGCAGUACUGUAUAUUAUUUCCAGUGCCGCAAGAAAAUUCUAUGCCUUUGUGACCAGUACGAGAUGUAGAGUUUGUAUUUAUUUGCUUUAACAUUAUGACGAAAUUUUAAUGUGUAAUAAUUUAGGGCGUUAUGCCAAGUUUCAUUUUAAAAUUUUUAGAAUACUAGUACUGUAUAAUGAAGUAUUUAUUAUACUUGCAGCUGUGUUCGCUCCAGAAAAAUGUGCAGCUAUUGUCUAUUAGGUACACUGGUUAUGCUGCUUAACUGCUUUUGCUGCAAAAAUAAACUACUAUUUAUUUACCAUAUUCAUAAUAAUUUUGUUAUUAAUUUAAUGCAUUGGCUUAUGUCUUGGAGAAUUUGAGUCAAUGUUGUAACUUAAGUCUGCCGAAAUCAAUUCCAUGCAGCAAUUUUGCUCGCUGAUUAUGAGUGUAAAGCUCUGUGCAUCAGUCAUGCUCCCAGAUUAUGACUGUAAUGCUCCAUGAAGCAGUCAUGCUCCCAGAUUAUGACUGUAAUGCUCCAUGAAGCUGUCAUGCUCCCUGAUUAUGACUGUAAUGCUCCAUGAAGCUGUCAUGCUCCCAGAUUAU
Procambarus clarkii (red swamp crayfish) is the source of this 3329-nucleotide messenger RNA. The record is from RefSeq and is a predicted model, not a curated record. NCBI's taxonomy places the organism in Eukaryota, Metazoa, Arthropoda, Malacostraca, Decapoda, Cambaridae.